AUGCGGAUGGUUGGUUUAAAUCAUUUAAAGCUACGAAGCUUAAGCAACUCGAGAUCUUGGGAAAAGAAAACUACUAUGCCGUGGUGGAGAUGGAGAGGCUACGCCUUGGCGAACCUAUUCUAUCUGGCUUGUGCGCAAUUCGACGAAUUGCUCGAUAUGAAUGAAGCAAAAACCUUUUUGUCGACCGCGGCAUUCGAUACAUGGUACUCUGAUCUAAAGGAUCUUGUCGAACCCGAAAGCAAGCUUUACCGGCCGGACUUUGACGGAAAGCAGGACUUGGAUGAUAAGCAGGUCUUAAUUGACAAGCAGGUCUUGGAUGACAGGCAGAUCUUGGUUGAGAAUCUAGCUUCGUCUAUCAACAAAGUCGUGAGUGACCUUAAGAUGUUGGCUGCCAAGCAGGUCAUGAUUGAGAAGAUAGUGGUCGAUAUCAAUAAGUUUAUUGAUGACGAGGUCUUGUCUAACAAGCAAGGCUUGGUCCAGAUGUUACGCGAUACUAUCAAGGAUACCUUGGAUACAAAGCAAGUCUUUGAUGACAAGCAAAUCUUUGAUGACCAAAGAGGCUUGAUUGAGCAGCUCGUUUCGUCUAUUAAGACGGUUUUGGAUGUCGAUCGCUUUUUUGACAACAAGCAACUUUUGGUUCAGCAGCUAAUCUUGGCUAUCAAGAAGGUCUUGGCUGACAAGCAGGUCUUGGCUGGCAGUCAGGUCUUUACUGACAAGCAGGCCUUGAGUGACGAGCAGGGUUUAGUUCACAAGCUAAUCUCAACCUUCAAGCAAGUCCUUGCCGAUAAAAAGGUCUUGAAUGACGAGCAGGUGUUGGCUGAGAGGCAUGCCUUAGUUAAGGAGCUACUCCUGGGUGUCAAAGAGGGUAUGACUGCAAAGAAGGUUUCGGAUGACACGCAUGUUUAUACUGACAAGCUUGUCUUCGCGUCUAUGGGGACUAUUCUUCCGUUGUCAAAUGGAGAGAGCAGAAUUCCUGAAGUCAUAGCGUUUGCUGUUCAAUCCGAAGAAAUGCAUGCUCUGGGUUCCAGGCUUGAAGACAUUUACCUCGAUCGAUUAAUCCAAGUCAGUGAGGCCGAUAAAAUCUGGGAAGAGAUGGGAUUGAUAAAUUAUAUCAAGUCUCUUGGCACGGGUGACUAUGCAAAUAUCGCAAUUACAAAACUGUUGAUCAAGCUUAACGAAAAGGGUGGCACUUCUCUUGUGGACGAUUCGCCAAUGCUCCCGUGUAUAUCCACAACGUAUACUCACCAGUAG
Molecule: messenger RNA, 1251 nt
Organism: Plasmopara halstedii
Lineage: Eukaryota; Oomycota; Peronosporomycetes; Peronosporales; Peronosporaceae
Exons: 2
Coding region: 1-1251 (416 amino acids)
Source: RefSeq, a predicted model, not a curated record